This is a messenger RNA of Protobothrops mucrosquamatus (brown spotted pit viper), 1137 nucleotides long. RefSeq names its product coiled-coil domain containing 84 (gene CENATAC). The record is from RefSeq and is a predicted model, not a curated record. The transcript is spliced from 11 exons. The coding region runs from base 1 to 1083 and encodes 360 amino acids. NCBI's taxonomy places the organism in Eukaryota, Metazoa, Chordata, Lepidosauria, Squamata, Viperidae.
AUGGCGGCGGUCCGGGCGGCUACGGUAUUCCGCUGCCAGCUGUGCCGCCGCAGCGCCUUCGCAGGCCGCCGGAGCCACCUGUACAGCGCGGGGCACCAGCGGCGGCUGCGCGCGGCCCUGGCCCGGCUGGGCGAGAAGGUGGCGGCGGCGCGGGCGGCGGCGCGGCGAGCGGAGGUGCUGCCCUUCCAGGCCGGCGAGCACGAGCGGCGCGCCUGGUGCCCCUGCUGCGCGCGGGAGGUCCGGCGCCACCUGAGCCGCGGCGCGCGGACAGUGCUGCACGGCGGCCUCCUGCAGCACCUGGCCAGCCCGGAGCACGGGAGAGCCGUGGCCGCCUUCUGGAGGAAAAAUAGGGCAGACCCCAAGCUGAAGGCCAACUUCCUACUGUCCGCGGCGGAGUAUCGGCGCUUUCAGGAGUCUCUCUGCAAAGCCCUGGAUGCUUAUGAAGAGAAGGAAGACGUGGCCAUCCAGGAGGCUGCAGCUCAUAUCCGAAACAUGGAACAGAAGAGACGAGAGAUGGUUCAGGCCAUCUUAGAGCCACAGAGAGCGGACACACGAGGUGAUGGAUCCACUGCUGUCAACACCUUUACAGGGAAUUUAAGUGAUUCUCCUUUUGCUAUGGAAGAGCAGGAACAGCCUGGGUCCAGCUGGAACACUUUUCUUCGAGAAGACCCUAGUUGUGCCAGCAGGACUGUGCCUGAGCUACAGUACACUGAAACAGGGCAGCCCUUAACUUUCAUUGGCCACCAGGAAACAGGCAGGGAGGGCAACGUUCACACAGGAGCAAAACCUCCCUGGCUGAUGAAUGAAGAGAAGGAAGGCGAGAGGCAGAUUGGACCUUCCUAUGAAGAAUUCCUUAAGGAAAAACAGAAGCAGAAAUUGAAACAGCUCCCACCCAACCGUGUUGGGGCUAACUUUGACCACUCGUGUCAGACAGGAGAUGGUUGGCUUCCUUCCUUUGGGCGCGUUUGGAAUCAUGGUAGAAGAUGGCAAUCCAGCGGACCCUGGAAAUGCAUAAUAAAUAAAAUAUAUGGUCAGAAGAGCUUAUGUAUGGGUCCUGGAACCUCCCAUUGCAGAAGAGAAUAGAAGGAAUCCAGCCUCUCAAGUUCCUAUCCUCGAUGUAAGAAAAUAAACUGUUUC